UCGUCACUGGGGUGGUGGUAUCAUGGGUCCCAAGUCCAAUGCCAAGAUGGCUAAACGUGCUGCUCUUGCCGCUAAGGAAAUUGCCGCUCGUCAAUAAAUUAGUAGAUCACGAAAUAAACAGAUGCGUGAAUGUAUGGGUUUCUAUACCUGACAAAAAAAGUUUGUGUACAAUUGUCCCCCUUUUUUUUUCCUUUCGUGUUUAUUAUAUCUUACCAUGCCUCAUUUGUAUGAUGGAGACCUUCGAACAAGUGUGAUAGUUAUACCCAACCCUUUUCAGUUACAUCCUCACAAAAGUAGAGCAGUUACUUCAUUUACAGCGGGUGCAGUUUUUUCUGUAGGUUGGUGGGUUUUUAUUGAUGCUUAUUGUUUAUCCAACUCAAUGACAUGGUCAACAUGGAUUCCUGGUGUGUUAUCUACUGUUGGAUUUAUGAGUUUAAAAAAAUCUUUUGGAUUUGUAUUGCUGUUGUGUGGAUUGAUCAGUUCAUUCACACUGUCUAUAAUCAAGUAUAUUAUGUACAAUACUUGGUAUGAGGGUAUAGCAUGUGUUAUUCAAAAUGGGCUUAUUUGCACCAGCAUGGUUUUAUUAUGGUGGAUGAUUCAGAACACACAUUAAAAAAAACGUGUCUAUGAGUUCUAAAUACAAUAAACAAGCUUACUUGUAACGAGCUCUUUUUCUCCUUUA
Molecule: messenger RNA, 682 nt
Organism: Gilbertella persicaria
Lineage: Eukaryota; Fungi; Mucoromycota; Mucoromycetes; Mucorales; Choanephoraceae
Exons: 4
Coding region: 215-613 (132 amino acids)
Biological process (GO): late endosome to vacuole transport via multivesicular body sorting pathway; protein targeting to vacuole
Cellular component (GO): Vps55/Vps68 complex; fungal-type vacuole membrane
Source: RefSeq, a predicted model, not a curated record